Messenger RNA from Prunus avium (sweet cherry), 945 nucleotides. RefSeq lists its product as uncharacterized. The record is from RefSeq and is a predicted model, not a curated record. Lineage: Eukaryota; Viridiplantae; Streptophyta; Magnoliopsida; Rosales; Rosaceae.
AUGGAUACCAUCAAAGAACUGAAAAGUUCCGUCUCUAAGCCAAGUGAAGAAAAUGGGAGACACCCACAGGAGGAGUCUGCUGCUGCUGGAAAAGAGUCUGAGCAAAAGGGACCAUCUUUUGUUACCCAGGAGGAUGUCGUUGCCAUGCUAGAAAGGGAGCUUAACCAAAGCCAAGAGGAUUGCAAGUACAUUCCUCAGCCACCAUAUCCAUCGAGCUUACUCCAGCAGCCAUAUCCUAAAGGCUGCGAGGUACCAAGCUUUGUUCUCUUUGAUGGAAGAACGGGGAGCCCAAAGGAGCAUGUCAAUCACUUCAUUGAUGCUUUGGGACCACACGCUGGUGAUUAUAAUCUCCAGCUCCAAGAGUUUUCAAAAAGCCUUACCGACCGUGCUUAUACGUGGUACACCACUUUGGCACCAAGCUCUGUUUGUUCUUGGGAAGACUUGGCAAGCAGAUUUCAGGACCUAGCCCUAGACUGCUAUGAUGAGAAGGAUGAGGAAGCGCUUGUUGAAAUUUGCAUCAGCAAUAUUGUGGCAGAUUACAGGGUCUAUCUCGAAAAUAUUGGCAUUAGCCAAUUUUCUCGGCUGCUGGAAGCAGUAAGAAAAACAAGCAUGUCUGUCAAACUAACGGGGCAGAGAACUUGGAGGAACGAGAAGAAGGAGGCGCACCAAACGCUAGCUAUAGAUGACAAGUCAUCCGGUGACUACAACUCACGCAAGCGGAGGGAUAGGGAGACAUAUCCACCAUUACCAUACAAAGAUGAAGAAUUCCAUGCCAUCCUCGAUACCAUGAUUGCUGAUGGAGCAAUCAAGCCUCUCAGACCUUACAAAGUUCCUACCAGGGAAGAGAAGAAUGAUCCUAGGUACUGCCGCUAUCACCAGUUCAUGGGGCAUCCAACCACUACUUGCCAAACUCUAAGAAGGAUCUUGCAUGCUAAAAUAUAUUAG